AGGGAGCACGCGGUUGCCAAGCGACGGCGUUUUCGCAUACUAACGCACUACGUAGUAUUUGAAAAUAGUGCGGUCGCCUACAGAUAUGGCGUACUACUUAGUGCUAUAGUAUUUAGCUUUCAGCGACGGCCUUUUAAAGUAAAGGGAAGUUUCAUACGUCGCGUGGACGUGAAAAAAAAACUUUGUUAGGAAAUAAGACUUUCAUUUCGUUUUGGAAUUGAAACACUUUUUCAGGUGAAAUGUACAUUUUUGGACUGGACAUGGGACUGCUCUUGAGGGACGCGGAAACCCAAGCUUUACACUUGGAACAAUAAUUUCAUUCAGAUAUAAUUCUAGACUUUUCACUAUUUGUAUAUAUCCAAGAUAUUGAAUGCAAUGGCGUAUGAAAACAGCUUUUUCGGAGCUACUGAGUUGAUCAAAGAUCGCUUAUACUUUGCAACCCUGCGAGGAAAACCGAAAAGUACAGCGAACGCGCACUACUUCUGCACGGACGACGAGUUUGUCUAUGAAAACUUCUACGCAGACUUCGGGCCUCUCAACCUGGCCAUGCUGUAUCGAUACUGCUGUAAACUGAAUAAAAAACUCAAGUCUUUCACGCUUUCCAGGAAACGCAUCAUUCAUUACACCAGCUACGACCAGCACAAGAGAGCCAACGCAGCCUUCCUGAUCGGCGCCUACGCCGUGAUAUACUUAAAAAGAACUCCAGAGGAAGUCUACCGAGCCCUGAUAUCUGGGACUAACGUGUCCUACCUGCCCUUUAGAGACGCUGCCUUUGGGAACUGCACCUACAACCUGACCAUCUUAGACUGUUUGCAAGGAAUCCGUAAGGCCCUGCAGCACGGGUUCUUCGACUUUGAGACGUUUGACGUCGAGGAGUACGAGCACUAUGAGCGUGUAGAAAAUGGUGACUUUAACUGGAUUGUGCCAGGGAAGCUGCUGGCCUUCAGUGGGCCUCAUCCCAAGAGCAAAAUCGAGAAUGGAUUCCCUCUCCAUGCCCCAGAAGCGUACUUCCCCUACUUCCGCCAGCACGAUGUCAGCGACGUGGUCCGGCUCAACAGGAAGAUGUACGAGGGAUGCCGCUUUACAGAUGCCGGCUUUGCACAUCAUGACCUGUUCUUCGUGGAUGGUGGCACGCCGAGUGACAUCAUCGUCCGCCGCUUCCUGCACAUCUGCGAAACGGCGGAGGGUGCCGUCGCCGUCCAUUGUAAAGCUGGCCUAGGCAGGACAGGCACCCUGAUUGGCUGCUACCUCAUGAAGCAUUACCGCUUCACAGCUGCAGAGGCCAUCGCCUGGAUUCGCAUCUGCAGGCCUGGCUCGGUCAUCGGCCCCCAGCAGAACUUUCUGGAAGAAAAACAGCAUGGCAUGUGGAUGGACGGCGAUUUGUACCGGUCCAAGCAGCCGAGGCUGAGGUAUUACCCGGAGAGAGACCUGGCCCACCUCAUCUCCAGCCUGGACGACGUUUCUCUCUGCAGCACCAGCCUGAACGCUCCGAGCAUGGACGAGAACGAUCUCGCGGCUAAUAAUAUGGGCGUAACUCAGGGAGACCGACUGCGAGCAUUAAAGUGUAGACGUCUUCUCAGGUCUCCGUCCGUUCUCGGUGGGUUACGUCCGAUACCUGGAACCAUUUCUCCCUCGAAGUCUUCCAAAGCUCCUCCUCCUCCUCCAUUCUCUGGCGGCCCUGUAACGAGGAGACUGGCUCGGAGCCCGUCGACCGCUGGAAACAUGAAGAGCUUUAAACCCGGCUUGGUGCGCUCUCUCGGCAACCUUUACAGCCUGGACGACUUCAUAGACGAGGACCGCGACGUGUCCACACCCUCCUACCCCUCUUCCCCUCCUCCUGCACUGUUCUCUCCAUCUUCACUCCUGCCCUCGGGCCCUCCUCCACCCCGCUUCGGUUUCGGAUACCCCGUCCGACAGGAAGUUAACAACAACCUUAACAACCCUCCUGCUCCUGCGCUCAGGCCUGCGAUGAGAGGAGGCUUCAGGCCAAACCCCAGAGUUCCCGUAACGGGCGUGCUCACAGGCCGCCAUCUCAGUCGCUCUGUUCCUGUGACGCGACGCGACGUGAAACAUUCCCAAAAGCAGCUGAUAAGAGUCCAGCAUAGGUGGGAACUCCUUUAUUACUGUUUAAAAAGCAUCUCAGGGAAAUUCCUCAAGAAAUCGGUUGAGAAAAUGCCAGGAAUACAUUUCUGGAAAUUCUCUGCAAAAAGCGUGUCUACUUUGAAGAUGCUAAAACAUUCAAUUAUUUAGAUUUACUUUGGAUUUUUUUCUAUCACAACAUAAUUACCAUAGUUCCAUUUGUGUUACUCCAGAGUUUUAAUGACUUUAUUAUUAUUAUAAAAUGUGGGACAAUAAAGAGCGAGUGUGUCUAAACUUUUGACCAGUAGUAUACAUGAGAACAGGAACGAGUUUCUAAUUGUUGCGGAUGUUCCCACAACAUUAAACGGUUAAAAAAGAGUGACAUGUCUCGCCUUUUGUCGUUGUCGUCCUCAAACCGCUGUGGUAUAAGAGGAAUAAAACACUUCAGGAUGUGCUGUUAUUCCUUACUUAGAGUAGGUGUAGUGUAUAUACAAACAAUAAAAACAGUAAAAGUAAAUUUGUAAUAAUAAACAUUAAUAAUCGUAAUCACACACACACACACACACACACACACACACACACACACACACUUGUACGAAGGUACAGCACUGCGAAAAACUAGAUUCUGUCAUUUCUUUGGUUUUAGCCACAGAAUUGAUUGGGGGGUUGUUCUGCCCGAAAAAAGGUUUAGGUUAUAUAAAACUCCAACGAGCUGUAAGAUGUCAGGGUGCGUGUGUGUAUGACACUGGACUCUCACUCAUUUUGUAAAAGACAUUCUGAUUUGUACAACACAUUUUUGUACAGAUAGUUAACUCUUGUAUUGAUUACAGAAAGCGAUUGGAAUUAAACAUGAACAUGAUUAACAAAGAAAAUUGUCAUCAUACGAACAUCAUAUCAGUGUGUAAGAACAGUGUUACUAUGGUAACAAUCAAAGUAGAGCUAGCAGUGUGUGCCAUUUUUAUUUUAUUUUUUUUUAUUAUUACUGAUGUGAUGUGCAGAGGAGUUAUUUGUACCUGGGGGUAAACCUCCAUAUGUAUUGGCAUAAGAUUGGUUUAAGUAAUUUGUAAGUAGAUUCUUAGAUGUAGAUUACUAGAUUAGAUGUAAGUAGGUUUCUAUUGUUUUUUGUUUUCUUCCAGCAGGGAAUACUGUUGAUAUCAGAGGUGAAAAUGUGAAAAGAAUGUCAAAUAUAAUUAAAGAGCUUUGCAAUAGA
Ictalurus furcatus (blue catfish) is the source of this 3289-nucleotide messenger RNA. It is a transcript of the gene cdc14aa, whose product is annotated as cell division cycle 14Aa. Gene Ontology annotation, cellular component: spindle pole; centrosome; mitotic spindle. Gene Ontology annotation, molecular function: protein tyrosine/serine/threonine phosphatase activity; protein serine/threonine phosphatase activity. Bases 376 to 2250 code for a protein of 624 amino acids. The transcript has 15 exons. The record is from RefSeq and is a predicted model, not a curated record. NCBI's taxonomy places the organism in Eukaryota, Metazoa, Chordata, Actinopteri, Siluriformes, Ictaluridae. Gene Ontology annotation, biological process: positive regulation of cytokinesis; microtubule cytoskeleton organization; cilium assembly.